CUUCGCAUCAGCUGUGUUUAAAAAUCGCAAAUUUUUGGUAGAAUCUGUGAAAUUUACAUUUUUUGGUCAGCUCCUCCAUAGUUGCCAGGAUGGAUGAAGUUUUGUAUGUGAAACCUGAACCCGAGGAUCCGGUGGAAAAUUCUCUUUCAGAAUUACAGGAUCAGCAGAGCGGAGUGCUUCUUACGGCUAAGAUGUGGCCUGAAAAUGAACAGUUGGAGGAUGUGAUGGGUGAGGAGUUGAUCGGAACGUGUGAUGUAGAAGAACCCAAAGUGGAACCGAUAUCAGAAGACGAACUUGAAAUGGGUUUGAAUCCGGAAAACUGUCUAAAUGAAAUGCCGCUAACAGAGUGUAAAGAGGAAACAGAACUCGACAAUCCGAAGGAGGAAUCUGCUGAAUCGAAAAAAAAUCCCGAAAGGAAACCAGAAGGGAAGAAAUUAAAACAAAUACUGAAAUACAAGAUCGAAAUAAAGGAGACCAAGCUUGAUCCAAACAAAUGCUACAUCUGUAAAACAGACUUUGCGAAUCUGAAUGAUGUGGAGGUCCACCUGUCUGAACACGUCCACAUGGUACCUUAUGACUGCGAGGAAUGUAAGGCCACCCGCACGGAGGCGAAGACCAUUUUUACGGUGAUUAUGCUCCAUCACCACUUCCGGAUGCACGCAGGUUCAAUCAAGUGUCCGGAAUGUGCCUUUCGGACAUGCACGAGAAGCGGAUUGUAUAAACACAUUAAAUGGAGCCACAUGGAAAACACAAAUACCGUGUACACAUGUGAGAUUUGCGGGGCUAAAGUUAAAAAUAUAAAGAUAUUCGAACAUCAUUCAAAAAUUCACAAAGCCAUAGAAGAAGGAUGGCACACGUGUUCUUUCUGUGCGAAAAAGUUUGCUACGAACGCACGACUGCAAAAUCACGAACGGAUCCAUACCAACGAGAGGCCUUUCCAGUGCCGUUACUGUAGCAAUGCGUUUACAAACAGACAAGUUUUUCGGAAACAUGAGCGUUCUCAUACCGGUGAACGGGGUUAUAUUUGUGAAGAGUGCGGGAAAGGCUUUUACACCAGAGCAUCCCUGACCACGCAUCUGCGGGCGAUACACAAGAUAGGAAGUGCAAAUCAGGUCUCUUCAGGUUCAGACAACAAGAAGUAUCUUCUUUCAUCAACUCCGAUUAAAUGUUCGUACGAGGGUUGUGACUUCGAAACAAAUGUUCGUGCAAGGCAUCACCGACACAAAGCUAAGCAUGAUUUGAAGUUUAACUGCCCACAUUGCGAACAGCGGUUUGCCACCAAGCAACGAUUGAAUCAGCACUCGAACGUCCAUACCAAGUUAAAAUCCUACUACUGCGAUGUAUGUGGGAAGAGCUUCCGGUAUCGGAAAAGCUUGGUGGAGCAUAUGACUGGUCACAACAACAGUCGACCGCAUUCUUGCACAGUUUGCGGCAAGUCAUUUGUUCGAGACCGUAAUUUGAAGCAGCACAUGUUAAAGCACUCGGAUGAAUUGACUUAAGCGUGUCGUCACUGUGAAAAUAAGUUCCAAUAUUAUGCUGAUUUUUGCAAGCACGAGAGGAACGUUGCGAAGUAGUGACCAAAGAGGAGAUUGUGGUCGAUUUUGAGUCUCAGGGUGAAAUGGACGUGAUCGUGAAG
This is a messenger RNA of Ochlerotatus camptorhynchus, 1636 nucleotides long. Its product is annotated as zinc finger protein 62 homolog. NCBI's taxonomy places the organism in Eukaryota, Metazoa, Arthropoda, Insecta, Diptera, Culicidae. Bases 90 to 1499 code for a protein of 469 amino acids. Gene Ontology annotation, biological process: regulation of transcription by RNA polymerase II. Gene Ontology annotation, cellular component: nucleus. The record is from RefSeq and is a predicted model, not a curated record. The transcript is spliced from 5 exons. Gene Ontology annotation, molecular function: DNA-binding transcription factor activity, RNA polymerase II-specific; sequence-specific DNA binding.